AAACCGUCCCGAUCGCCGCCAAACUUCUCUCUCCUAGUCCCCUUGUCAUCCUCAUUCAACAGGUUGAUAUCCCCGUCUGGCGUUGAUCCGUGUACACCCGACUCAUUUUCAACAACCAAUUUACUGUCAAUUUUUCGUAUUUAAAACUUUAAAAUGGAAGGAUUCGACGAAGCUGAUGUCUAUUAUUCGUCAAAUCUCGAUACGGACCGGUCUUCGAAACCGAAUCUGAGGACGGAUUUACACGAAAUGAAGGCCAAGUUCAAAGAAUUUCUGAAGUUUUUCUCACACGGAAUCUUCUCUUACAAAUACAGGAAUCAAUUGAAAAACAACUACAAUUUACAAAAAUACUAUGUUGAAGUUUGUCUCGAGGAUAUUGCAACUUUUGACGCUGCUGUUUGUGCUCGGUUGAUGAAGGAGCCAGCCGAGUAUUUGCCAGUGUUUGAAGAGGCUGCAAAAGAAAUGGCAGACGAGUUGACGACUCCUAGACCAGAAGGUCAUGAAGAAAUGGAAGACGUUCAAGUAAUGUUGUACUCAGAAAGUGUCCCAGAUUCAUUAAGGAAGCUGAAGUCAUCGAUGGUUUCACAAAUUGUCAAAAUUCCUGGGAUUGUAAUUUCUGCUUCGGGGAUAAAAAGUAAGGCAACAUCGUUGACCCUGCAAUGCUCUUCUUGUGGAAAUACCAUUCCAAAAAUAUCCAUUAAGCCUGGGUUGGAAGGAUAUACACUGCCUCGUCGUUGCAUAUCUGAACAAAUUGGACAGUCUCAAUGCCCACUUGAUCCUUAUCAAAUUCGGACGACAAAUUGUCGGUGUGUGGAUUUUCAACUCCUUAAAUUGCAAGAGUUGUCAGAAUCUGUCCCUCAAGGGGAGCUUCCACGUCAUGUUCAACUAUACUGUGAUAGAUUUUUGUGUGACAGAGUAGUCCCCGGGAAUAAAGUACUCGUCGUUGGAAUUUAUUCAAUUAAAAAACAAAAACAAUUUAAGAGAGGUGGAGGCCCUAAGGACAAAAAUGUCGGCGUACGUUCCACAUACAUCCGUGUGAUCGGUGUCAGUGUUGAUAAUACUGGACAAGGAAGCCCUGGGUGUAUGUCAUUUACACCCGAGGAAGAAGACUUCUUUCGAAGGCUAGCUUCUUCGCCCAAUGUUUACGAUAGAAUAACAAAAUCCAUUGCGCCCAGUAUUUUCGGCUUUGAAGAUAUUAAAAAGGCAAUUGCCUGUUUAUUGUUUGGUGGCUCACGUAAAAAACUUCCCGAUGGUUUAAUCAGAAGGGGUGACAUCAACAUCCUUCUUUUAGGAGAUCCAGGAAUUGCAAAAUCUCAACUUUUAAAAUUUGUAGAACGUGUCAGUCCACUCGGUGUUUAUACCUCAGGUAAAGGCUCAUCUGCAGCCGGUCUCACAGCAUCCGUCGUAAGAGAUCCUCACACUAGAAAUUUUAUAGUUGAGGGUGGGGCUAUGGUUUUAGCUGAUGGCGGUGUUGUUUGCAUUGAUGAAUUUGAUAAAAUGAAAGAGGAUGACCGUGUCGCUAUUCAUGAAGCCAUGGAACAGCAAACCAUUUCCAUUGCCAAAGCUGGUGUAACGACAACGCUUAAUUCUCGCUGUUCAGUUUUGGCCGCAGCAAAUUCAGUAUUUGGAAGAUGGGAUGACUUAAAGGGUUCAGAAAACAUUGAUUUUAUGCCUACUAUUUUGUCUCGUUUUGAUAUGAUUUUUAUAAUAAAGGACACUUGCAAUGAAGCAAGAGAUAUCACAUUAGCUGAACAUAUUAUGAAUGUCCAUAUGAAAGCAUCAGAGAUAACUGGAGAACAAUCAGAUGGUGAAUUGUCUCUACAAAUGCUUAAAAAGUUCAUUAAUUAUUGUCGAAGGCGAUGUGGCCCAAGAUUGUCCCAACAAGCUGGUGAAAAGUUAAAAACUAAAUAUGUUCUUAUGAGAAGUGGAACUCAUAAACACGAAAUGGAAAGUUCUGCUAAAGCUCUUUCUAUUCCUAUAACUGUCAGACAACUGGAAGCUAUAAUUCGUAUUUCUGAAUCGCUUGCAAAACUUGAAUUGCAGCCGUUCGCUACAGAAAAGCAUGUCAAUGAAGCAUUAAGGCUGUUCAACGUUUCCACUUUAGAUGCUGCACUUUCUGGAACUUUGGCAGGUUCACCUGAAUUUACUUCUUCUGGAGAUUAUGAAAAAAUGGUACAAAUAGAGAAACAACUCAAGAAGAGAUUCCCCGUCGGAAUUCAAGUUUCGGAACAAACUAUAAUCAAUGAUUUUCAAAAACAAGAUUACAGUGAGCAGUGUAUUAGAAAGGUGCUUGAAAUCAUGAUAAGAAGAGGUGAACUAAUACACAGAGUACAGAGGAAGUUUCUUUUGCGUCUUCGGUGGGGUAUUGUUGAUUGGCUCUGGAGGUUUUGGAUACCUUCAUCGUGUUGCGUUUUACGCCAGACAGAAAAGAAGAUACUUGCAAGUUUGAAAACAUCCUAUAAAGGAUUUUAUGUAGAUAUAGGACCAGUUGUGGGAAAUUGCGACAAAGUAUGGACAAUAGCUUUAAAUUCAAGUUCAACAAGAGUACCAUUAGUUUUACUCCAUGGACUCGGAUCUGGGGUCGCCCUUUGGUGUUUAAACUUAGACUCACUUGCUGGUGACAGGCCUGUUUAUGCAAUUGAUUUACUUGGUUUUGGUCGAAGUUCACGGCCUUUAUUUUCAUCAGAUGGUUUGAAAGCUGAAGAACAAUUUAUUUUGUCAAUUGAAGAAUGGAGGAAAGAGAUGAGGAUAGAAAGAAUGAUUAUAUUAGGCCAUAAUAUGGGAGGGUUUUUGGCGAUGGUCUAUGCUUUAAAGUAUCCAGAAAGGGUAAUACACCUAAUAGUUGCGGACUUAUGGGGUUUCCCAGAAAAACCAAAAAACGAUGGAACCAUGAAUGAAUCAUUGUUUAACAAGCUUGUAACAUACAUGUCCAUUCCUCUUAAUCCUCUUUUCGCUUUGAGAGCAGCAGGUCCAUUUGGUGAUUGGCUUAUAAAAAAAGCAAAGCCAGAUUUCGUCAAAAGAUUUGCAUCAGCUCUUGACAACGAUCCUGGAGCGAUAUCGCAGUAUAUUUUCCAAUGUAACGCUCAACCUCCUACUGGAGAGGCUGCUUUUAAAACUAUGACGCACGACACUGGCUGGGCGAAAUACCCGUUGAUCAAUCGAAUCGACAAUUUAGAUUUAAGAAUACCCAUUACCAUUCUUAACGGAUCAAGAUCGUGGAUUGAUUACACGACCGGAGAUAAAAUCAGGGAGAAAAGAAGCAUCUAUUCUUGUGUCAAUAUUCAGGUAAUUUCAGGGGCAGGAAAUCACUUGUAUGCAGAUAAAAGUGAGAUUUUCAAUCGAUACGUAAUAGAAGCCUGCAAUCGUUCAGACUAAAGGCCACAAUCGAUAAAUACAUCCAAAAUUAUUGUA
This is a messenger RNA of Cimex lectularius (bed bug), 3408 nucleotides long. It is a transcript of the gene Mcm5, whose product is annotated as DNA replication licensing factor Mcm5. The transcript has 22 exons. The record is from RefSeq and is a predicted model, not a curated record. Gene Ontology annotation, molecular function: DNA replication origin binding; 3'-5' DNA helicase activity; single-stranded DNA binding. Gene Ontology annotation, cellular component: lipid droplet; MCM complex; nucleus. The coding region runs from base 154 to 3372 and encodes 1072 amino acids. Gene Ontology annotation, biological process: DNA replication initiation; DNA replication; double-strand break repair via break-induced replication. NCBI's taxonomy places the organism in Eukaryota, Metazoa, Arthropoda, Insecta, Hemiptera, Cimicidae.